Messenger RNA from Scylla paramamosain (green mud crab), 4291 nucleotides. RefSeq names its product ubiquitin-protein ligase E3B-like. Gene Ontology annotation, molecular function: protein binding; ubiquitin protein ligase activity. Gene Ontology annotation, biological process: ubiquitin-dependent protein catabolic process; protein polyubiquitination. The coding region runs from base 317 to 3592 and encodes 1091 amino acids. The record is from RefSeq and is a predicted model, not a curated record. The transcript has 20 exons. NCBI's taxonomy places the organism in Eukaryota, Metazoa, Arthropoda, Malacostraca, Decapoda, Portunidae.
ACCGCUGCACGUAAACAAAGUGAAGUGCGUGAUCAUUCCCUCGUCUUUCAUUCCUGCAUAUUGCGGCUUGUGCACUGCGUUGUUCACCACUGACCAGCAUCUGUGUGAGGAGGACGAGUGAGGUGCAGAAAAGAUCGUUUGGAAACUGCUGGACGAUUGAAUGAAAUGUGGCGAAUCUGGUGCCAGUUUAGUGCAGAGAAUGUUGUGGUGCCUUGAUGGGGCCCUGCCUGCCCUGCCCCUGUCACUAGCAGGCCUGUGACCUCAAAUUGUGUGGCCUCCAUCACUGCCCUAGUGAAGAAGAUUUCAGUUUGUAGCAAUGUUUGGGACAAAUGAAUCAAACCGAGGUGCAUUUCUGGAGGCAACAAGGGAAGCAAGAGAGGAGCGAGCAGCUGAACGAAGAAGGGAUGAAGCUGCCACUAAAUUGCAAGCUGCAGUUCGCAGCUGGCUGGUUCGGGCAGCAUACAAAAGAAAGACUCGGGAAAAAUUUGACCAGCUGUUUGGCACAGAGCCCAUGGCUCAGGAUCAGACAGCUGUUUUACCACCAGCCUUAGAUGCUUUUCACAGAAUCACAGAAUUCAUCAAAAUAUUUAGAUUGAAAACAGAUGGAAAGAGAUUUGAAAUCCUUACGAGGUACUUGCUGGCAAGUAUGGACAGUGAUAAUAUAAAGCUAACUUAUGUGUCCUGUGGAAUGAAUAAGGAUUUAACACUGCAGUGGAUCCAUCAAAUAAAAGAUAUUUUAUUUGCUUGUUGUGGAAUUUUGGAAGAGCUACAACCUGAAAUAUCAAAGGAGAAUCGCCUGCUCUCACUGUAUUUGCAUCUGCUCCUCACAUUCACUGGCACCAGCACAUGGAAGAUUUUACGAGUGCAGAGUUUUGAGCCACUGAAACCAUCACUCAACAAGCUCACUGAAAAUGUAAUGGGAGAUUUAGUAUCUAGAGGCCUUUACAGUACUUUAAAGCACGUUCUUGUCCGUGGUUUGUGCAGAGGAAAGGCAGCCCUGCGAGGUCCAGCUAUCACUACCAUAAUAACAUUGGCCCUACGUCCCCUCAUGGCUGCCAGCUACUCAGAUAAACUCCUUUCUCUCAUGACCAUACAUGUAUUAAGUGUUCCAGCUCUCAUCCACCACCUGGAUGCUUUAGCACCUGAGGCACUACAAAUGUUGCAGACUAAUGAAAUAUUUGAAAAAGUUGUUCAAUUUGUACAAACAGAACAAAAUUUACGCAUCAUCUUCAAUACACUGGAAGGAUCCUAUGCACUCUGUCUCCUGGCAAACCUUGUCCAUCUUGCUCACAAAGAGAGUGACAGAGCACUACCAAGAUUAGCUUUUCCUGAAUUUAAUUUUGUAGUGAAGCGUCUGCUGGAAAAGUGUGGAGAGUAUGUGACAACCAAGCAGAGUAGCAACCUAACCCAGUGGCACCCAGUGUUGGGCUGGUUCUCUCGGCCCCUUGACCACCACCUCAAUGAACCCAUGGCUUUAGUCAAGUCACAGCUGCAGCUUCUUUGGUCUGGAGUUGUGCUCAAAGUAAUGUUUUCUGCCCUCACCAAUAUGAUUGUUGAACAGGAGCCAUCACCAAGUGAAUCAAACACUUCAGGAAUUACAUCAUCCUCGACAGCUUCAUCUUUAGCCAGUAUUGGGUCCUAUGUGUCCUCUAAUAUUGUGAGGAGAGCACUGGAUCGCAGACUCACCUCUGGCACCUCUGUUGGCUCGGGGGGACUGAGAGGCGGUGGCAGUCGCAAGCUUGGUUCCCGUGAGGUGUCAACUGUGGCAAUGGUUUGCUCCAUGUACUACUCUGCCAUCACCACUCUCUCACAGUUGAAAAUGGAUAUCCUCACUGGUUUGUGCUACAAAAGCGAGAUGGUGUCACAACUUUGGCAAGUGUUCCAGUCGUUGGGGCCUAACUGUGGGCUCAAAAGUUUUUUGGAUCUUCUCUCAGCAUCAACCAAGGCUACAGCACCAGAAUUCCACAUGCUCAUGCUGUUUUGUGAUGCCACCACUCUCCUUGUCACAGUCCUGGAUGACCUGGAGAUGUAUGAGCAGCAAAAACCAUUUUCUCUCCAUGAUUAUGCCAUAAUGGCAUCAUUCCUUAACAAUUUUACAUAUAAGCAGAUGAUCCACAAUGGAUUAAUAGAUGUACGUAAUGUGCAAGGAAGUCCCCUCUUUGUUUCCUUGCAUACACUUUUACUUCUCCUGUACAAGAGAAAUUCACGGAGAAACUAUGUUCCUGACACUCACUGGCUUAUCAAAGAAGUGCGGAUAUCAACAUUCAUGUCAGACUUGGAGCAAGGAGAUGCUCAAGCUCAGGUACUGAUACAGAAGAUGCCACACAUCAUCCCUCACACUGAGCGAGUCUUGCUAUUCAAAAAGUAUGUCGCUAAUAACAAGGCCAAACUGGGGUUAAGUGAUGCUGCUUGUGCUUCACCGCAUUCAACUCUGAUCACUGUACACAGGUCUCGCCUUGUUGAAAAUGGUUAUCAGCAGCUGGCCUCUCUUUCCCCACUGGCUUUGAAGGGCAUGAUUAGAGUUCGGUUCAUCAAUGAGCACGGCUUGGAUGAGGCUGGCAUUGAUCAGGAUGGUGUUUUCAAAGAGUUCCUUGAAGAGACACUUAAGAGGGUGUUUGAUCCAUCUCUGAAUUUAUUUCGCCUGACAAGUGAAGAGCGGCUCUACCCAUCACCAACUUCCUUCAUGACAGAGAAUCAUUUGCAGCUUUUUGAAUUUGUUGGUGGAAUGUUAGGGAAGGCAGUUUAUGAGUCCAUUGUUGUUGACUGCCCAUUUGCUUCGUUCUUCCUUAGUCAAGUACUAGGAGAACAGCAGUCAUCUCUCUACUCCUCCAUAGAUGAGCUGCCUUCAUUAGAUCCUGAAUUGUAUAAGUCAUUGACCUACAUAAAGCAUUAUGAAGGAGAUGUAAGUGACCUGGACUUGACUUUUUCCUAUGAUGAGGACUAUCUGGGUGAGAUCAUUACUCAUGAGCUUAGACCGGGAGGCAAGUCUAUUCCAGUAACUAACGACAACAAGAUUGUGUACAUUCAUUUGAUGGCUCAUUUCAAGAUGCAUGUACAGAUAAGGGAUCAGACCAAGGCCUUCAUUCGAGGCUUCAGAUCUAUCAUCAAUCCUGAGUGGCUGUCGUUAUUUUCAGUUCCUGAGUUCCAGCGUUUGAUUUCUGGGGAUAAUGUGGCUGUGGAUUUGAAGGAUCUCCGAGAAAACACUUUGUACUAUGGAGGGUUUCAUGACAAGCAUCGUGUUGUUUGCUGGCUGUGGGACAUCCUUGAGCGUGACUUUAAAGAGGAAGAGCGGGCACUUUUUCUCAAGUUUGUGACAAGUUGCUCUAAACCACCACUUCUGGGAUUUACAAAUUUGGAACCUCCAUUUUCUAUCCGAUGUGUUGAAGUUGGUGAUGAUGAAGAUACAGGGGAUACUAUUGGAAGUGUCAUCCGAGGGUUCUUUGCAAUAAGGAAACGUGACCCGGUCAACAGACUUCCAACCUCAUCCACAUGCUUCAACCUCCUCAAGCUCCCAAACUAUCAGAGGAAGAGCACUCUGAGAGACAAACUUCGUUAUGCCAUCAACAGCAACACAGGGUUUGAGCUGUCCUAAUAUUUGUGUCUUCAUGUAUGUAUAUUUCUGUAAGCAGAGUGCACACAAAAAUGGUAUUUGGUUGGGAGAAUAUACAUUUGGCCAUUUCUUUAGAAGUGCACACCAAAGGAUUAGAAAUUUAUGAUACUAAAACUGGUCUGUGGUGUACAUCAUUACAUUUACAAAGAUUAUAACCAUAUAUCAUCAUCAUCAUCAUCAUCAUUUUUAGCAUCCUUUUGCCAUGUGUCAUUCAUCAUCAUAAUUAUCAUUAUCAUCAUCAUCAGUUAUAGUUCUGCUUUCAUCAUCUUUGCCAUCUUCAUCAUCUGCUUUCAUCAUCAUCGUCAUUAUCAUCAUCAUCAUCAUCAUCAUUAUCAUUUUUAUCAUCAUUAUCAUACAUUGUCAUCAUCACCAUAAACAUUAUCACAGUUAUACAUGUUGAAAUUGUAUGUUGUUUACAGUAAUUCCUCCUGACAUGCGCAACCUUAAUUUUCCAGUUAUACACUGCCUUCAUGAAAUCAUAUUUUUUUUCCUUGAUAUUUCAAGAGUGGCCCAUUUCUAGAGUGUGAAUUGUCUUCCUCCCUUCAUAACCUUGAGGCUGCCAAGUUGAGCAAGACUGAGGAACCCAAUGAGAGCAUGGCCCUAGUGCACACACACACACACACACACACACACACACACACACACACACACACACACACACACACACACACACACACACAC